Molecule: messenger RNA, 3733 nt
Organism: Sorex araneus (European shrew)
Lineage: Eukaryota; Metazoa; Chordata; Mammalia; Eulipotyphla; Soricidae
Gene: OSBPL10
Product: oxysterol binding protein like 10
Exons: 12
Coding region: 250-2538 (762 amino acids)
Cellular component (GO): intracellular membrane-bounded organelle; cytosol; membrane
Molecular function (GO): cholesterol binding
Source: RefSeq, a predicted model, not a curated record
GGAGGAGGAGGAGGAGGAGGAGGAGGAGGGGCGGCCGCAGCUGCAUCCAGCCCCGUUGGCUUCCUUCCCAGCGCUCCUUCGCCGCCUCCUCCUCUUCCUCCUGUAUGAGUCAGGCAUUUCCCGGGGAUUUGGAACAGCCACGCGCGGCCCGAGUUCCCGGAGCUGUAGCCGCCGCCGCUGCUCCACGAGCGUCAGCGCCGGGGCCGCCACCGCGGCCGGGAGCACCCGCGUCCCGGGCGCGCACGGACCAUGGAGAGGGCGGCCCAGGGCGCAGACGGCGGGGGCAGCAACAGCAGCAGCCGCAGCAGUAGCCGCGCCACCUCGGCGGGCUCCUCGCCCUCCUGCUCCCUGGCCAGCCGCGGGGUGUCCAGCCGAUCGGCGGCGGCCGGGCUCGGCGGCGGGGGCAGCCGCAGCAGCCCGGGCUCGGUGGCCGCUAGCCCGUCCGGGGGCGGCGGCCGCAGGAGGGAGCCGGCGCUCGAGGGCGUGCUCAGCAAAUACACCAACCUCCUGCAGGGCUGGCAGAACAGGUACUUCGUGCUGGACUUCGAGGCGGGCCUCCUGCAGUACUUCGUGAACGAGCAGAGCAAACACCAGAAACCCCGCGGCGCCCUGGCUCUGUCGGGCGCCAUCGUGUCCCUGAGCGAUGAGGCGCCCCACAUGCUGGUCGUGUAUGCUGCCAACGGGGAGAUGUACAAACUGAGAGCUGCUGAUGCAAAGGAGAGACAGUUCUGGGUGACUCAGCUUCGAGCUUGUGCCAAAUACCACAUGGAAACAAGUUCUAAGACUACUCCAAGCUCCCGAAGCCGAAGUCUCACAUUGCUCCCCCAUGGAACACCCAAUUCUGCGUCUCCCUGUAGCCAGAGACACCUCAUUGCGGGGGCUCCCGGCGUUGUCACAGUCACGCAUCACAAGUCGCCUGCAGCUGCCCGAAGAGCCAAGAGUCAGUAUUCCGGCCAGCUUCACGAAGUCAGAGAGAUGAUGAAUCAGGUGGAAGGACAGCAGAAAAGCCUGGUGCACGCCAUCGAGUCCCUGCCGGGCUCCGGCCCCCUCACUGCCUUGGACCAGGACCUGCUGCUCCUGAAAGCUACCUCGGCUGCCACCCUCAGCUGCCUGGGGGAGUGCCUGAGCCUCUUACAGCAGAGCGUGCACCAAGUGGGCGCCCCCAGCCACAAGCCAGGGGCCUCAGAAAACAUCAUGGGAUGGCACGGGCCCAAGUCACAUUCCACAGAGCAGCUGAAAAACGGGACAUUUGGCUCCCUGCCAUCAGCCAGUGCCAACAUAACCUGGGCGAUUCUACCCAACUCCGCCGAGGAUGAGCCCACCCUGCCGCCGGAGCCAGAGCCAAAUUCAAGCCCUGAAUUGGUUUUGUCUGAAGAUGAAAAAAGUGACACUGAAGAUAAGGAAGAAGCAGAGUUGGGUGUUGUGGAGGAUCAGCGCAGUAUAAUUCUUCAUCUGAUUUCCCAGCUCAAGCUCGGGAUGGAUCUAACCAAGGUGGUGCUUCCCACGUUCAUUCUGGAGCAGCGCUCCUUGCUGGAGAUGUACGCAGACUUCAUGGCGCACCCAGACCUGCUGCUGGCCAUCACGGCGGGGGCCACGCCGGAGGAGAGGGUCAUUUGCUUCGUGGAAUACUAUCUCACCGCCUUCCAUGAGGGCCGCAAGGGGGCCCUGGCCAAGAAGCCCUACAACCCCAUCAUUGGCGAGACGUUUCACUGCUCCUGGGAAGUACCCAAGGACAGGGUCCGGCCUAAGAGGACUGCCCCCCACUCGCCUGCCGGCCACGAACACCCCAUGGGCAAUGACCCGUCCAAAGGCUACAAAUUGCGGUUUGUGGCAGAGCAAGUGUCCCACCACCCGCCCAUCUCCUGCUUCUACUGUGAGUGCAAGGAGAAGAGACUGUGCGUCAACACUCAUGUAUGGACCAAAAGCAAGUUCAUGGGCAUGUCCGUGGGGGUGUCGAUGAUCGGGGAAGGGGUCCUGAGGCUCCUGGAACACGGGGAGGAGUAUGUGUUCACCCUGCCGAGUGCCUACGCCCGCUCCAUCCUCACCAUCCCCUGGGUGGAGCUCGGAGGAAAAGUCAGCAUCAGCUGUGCCAAGACGGGCUACUCUGCCACCGUUAUCUUCCACACGAAGCCUUUCUACGGAGGGAAAGUCCACAGGGUUACAGCAGAAGUGAAGCAUAACCCCACCAACACCAUCGUUUGCAAAGCUCACGGCGAGUGGAACGGAACCCUGGAGUUCACCUACAACAACGGGGAGACCAAAGUCAUCGACACGACCACGCUGCCCGUGUACCCGAAGAAGAUCCGUCCUCUGGAGAAGCAGGGGCCCAUGGAGUCCAGGAACCUCUGGCAGGAGGUGACCCGCUACCUGCGGGUGGGGGACAUAGAUGCGGCCACGGAGCAGAAGCGCCAUCUGGAAGAGAAGCAGCGGGUUGAGGAACGGAAGCGGGAGACCCUCCACAUGCCCUGGAGGCCCAAAUAUUUUACGCAGGAGGGUGACAGCUGGGUCUACUUCAAUCCCCUCUGGAAGGCGCACUGAUGGGGUGGCAGAGCAGAGCUUUCAGAAAUAGCCGUUUUUGUAGGAAUUAAAGUGGUACAGUAUCAAAGUUCGGCUGGUAUGCGCUGAGAAGCUUGGUAUCAUUCAAGAAAUCAUACCUGAGAAAUUAUAUACUGUGAAAAAUGAAUGCUCCCCCCAACUCUGCUUUAGGAUUGAGUUUCUUCAGGAGCGACCUGGGGCCUGUGUGUGUGCAGAGGUGGGCACUCAGCGCUGACUGUUCACAUGCAUGCACUCAACACAGCUGCUGGGAGGAUGUGUGUAGACAUGGCACUUAUCGAGGUGUAAGCGGGUUAUUAGGAGCUCCCUUUUUAAUCAAUGAGGUUUGAUGUUUUCUAUUCUUCAUGAUGCCAAAAACGUUUUGCACUGACAAAGGGAGCCCCAUUCAUUUCCGAUCCAAACAACGGUGAGCUAGCCGUGGCCCAUUCACAUGGAAAAAAAAGUGGUUCUGCCUGAUACCUGUGUAGAUGGCUAUUAUAUCAGUCCAAGAACAAUACGUGCUAGUUCCGGUUGGAUGGAGAGUGGGCAGGAAGUGGUUAAUUUUUCAGACUGGAGCACAUCUGGGAGAAUUUAGGCUCAAUUGGGUUUUUUUUUUUCCUCCCAAAAACUUGCCCCUGACAAUUAUUCAUACUCAAAGCACUAAGUCACACAUCUCUCAGAAGCUGCUUCUUUACAGUAGAAAACAGGACAUUUGGAGACUUUGUUACUUUAUGAUGAAAAAGGGCUUUAGAAGUUAAAUACACGCAGGCAUAUCUGAACAACGCACAGCCACAGCCUCCGCCUCAGCUUUAGUUUGGGAAAAGAGCAAACUUUCCUGCGGACGGUUUUGUUUUUUAAUAUACCUUUCUUCUUUCACCCAAACUGCAAGAACACCACUGUGAUCAAACAUACUUACAGCCUGCAUAAGCGUUCCAUGGAUUCUGUUGAAUUUGUCUUCAACCUUUAUAGAUGACGUUGAGAUAUGGCUAGAUAAAGCAAAGGGGAAACUGAAAUGUUUGAUUUUUGCUCAAUGCUUACUUUAUUUUUUACUGUGCCACUCCAAUGAGAAUAUUUAUAAAAUCCAGUAGCAUGAGUGCUUCUCUGUAGUAAUACUAAUUUUGUGCCUUUCGUCUGCUUUCUGAAGACCAAUUGUUCAUGACUUUGUAGAUAUUAGACAAAUAUAUUUCGAUUAAAUACCAUA